Camellia sinensis is the source of this 1395-nucleotide messenger RNA. NCBI's taxonomy places the organism in Eukaryota, Viridiplantae, Streptophyta, Magnoliopsida, Ericales, Theaceae. The record is from RefSeq and is a predicted model, not a curated record.
CGUCUCUCUCUCCUCUUUCACUCAUUUUCUCUCUCUACAUCUAUAUAUCGCAUCUCCGAAUUUCGAGAGAGAAAAAGAAAUAGAAAAUCUUUGAAUCAAAAUCUAUUCAACCAAACACUAACUCGAAUUCCACCACAACCAAUUUUCUCAAAACCCUAAUCGCCUCGGAUCAUGUAAUUAAUCCGAAUUCGAAUCUGGGUUUUGGUGGAUUCGACUUGGAGACCCGAGAGAGCGAGAGGGAUCAUGACUCGGCGGCGUUCGUAUUGCAGCCACAAUGGCCACAACUCUCGGACCUGCCCGAACCGUGGAGUCAAGCUAUUCGGAGUCCGGUUGACUGAUGGAUCGAUCCGGAAGAGUGCCAGUAUGGGUAACUUGACCCAUUACACCGGAUCCAGUAGCGGUAACCUUCAAAAUGGCCUCGCCGGAAAAAACCAUGACUCUCCCGGAGACACGCCAGACCACGGCGGCGCCGCCGGAGAUGGGUAUGCGUUGGAGGAUUUUGUUCCCGGGUCGUCGUCCAGUCGGGAAAGAAAGAAAGGCAUGCAUAGAAUGUGGUUUCUUUUACCUCAUAAACCAUGGGGUAGAGCAGGAGUUGCUUAAGCAAGUGUUUGAUGAGAGCAAAAGAUUCUUCUCACUCCCCCUUGAAGAGAAGAUGAAAUUGCUUCACAGAGAAAAUAGAGGUUAUACGCCACUGUAUGCCGAGAAUCUCAACCCUUCUUCAAGUUCUAAAGGUGAAUUGGGGCUUUCUGAUGAAGAAAUUUUUGGUGCUUCUGCUCAUUCAGACUAUGGAAUGAUAACCCUUCUAGCAACAGAUGGUGUUGGUGGACUUCAGGCAUGUUUGGUUUGCAGGGACAAAUCUAAGCAACCACUGGUUUGGGAAGAUGUGGAUCAUAUCAAUGGGGCCCUUAUUGUUAACAUCGGGGGCAUGACGGAGAGGUGGACUAAUUGUUUGUUUCGGUCCACGUUGCAUAGAGUGAUGUCAACAGGACGAGAACGCUAUUCGAUGGCUUUUUUCCUAAAUCCCAGCGCAGACUGUGUGGUGGAAUGCUUGGAGAGUUGCUGCAGUGAGUUGACUCCUCCUAGGUAUGGACAUCCCCUUGGCCUAACUUCUGUUAUUAUACGUCACUGCUCGCUAUGCUUGAAAUUAGAAGUUAGUGGUUUUGGUAUUGCCUUUUGCUAGCAUCCUGUAAUAGUGGAUCAAAUGAGAUUUCAUGCCUAUUUCUGUAAUGCUUGUGUCACAAAUGGAUUGUCAAUGGUAUCAAACACUUCAGUGUUUUUGGGAACAAUUUUGAGAAUGCUUAGACGGUCUGUCCAAAUGAUUUUGUGGCAUAUUGUAAAGUCCUAGUGCGAGAUAUGUGUUUGGGCAUUUGAAUCCCAUAGGCUAUAUUUGACUUG